AUGUGUGGAGGAGCAAUUGAUGGCACCCACAUUCCCAUCAUUGCACCUGAUCAGUACCACACAGAUUACUUUAAUCGAAAGGGUUGGUACAGCGUGUUACUUCAAGGCCUUGUAGACCACAACUUCAAAUUUAUGGACUUUGAUGUAGGACAGCCUGGAAAGUGUCAUGACUCGUGGGUAUUUCAGUCCUCAAAACUGCACUUGAAACUUGUGAAUGGCACGUUUUAUCCAAGGCUCACAAGAGCAAUUGAGGGCCAAGAUAUACCCGUCGUUAUUCUUGGAGAUUCCGCCUAUACUUUGUCACCAUUCUUGAUGAAACCCUACCCAGAAGGACUAGCAACUGCAGAAGAACUUCGCUUCAAUGUACGCCUCAGCCGAGCACACAUUUUGGUCGAGCAUGCAUUUGGUCGGCUGAAGGGGCGAUGGCGCUGUAUCAUGAAGCGCAAUGACUCUCAUGCCAAGAACAUUCAUGUUUUAGUUUCAGCAUGCAUUGUCCUGCAUAACUUCUGUGAAACGUGGAAGCAAGAGAAUGAAGACAUGCACAUCAGAGAUGAGCCACAAGAUGAUGAUCCAUUUGAGCAUCAAGCUGACCAUGCACAGAAUAUUGCCGAGGAUGGAGAACAGUUCCGUGCAGCACUUGCACGAUACUUCACAAGUCACCAUUGA
Messenger RNA from Patiria miniata (bat star), 666 nucleotides. RefSeq names its product protein ALP1-like. Bases 1 to 666 code for a protein of 221 amino acids. NCBI's taxonomy places the organism in Eukaryota, Metazoa, Echinodermata, Asteroidea, Valvatida, Asterinidae. The transcript has a single exon. The record is from RefSeq and is a predicted model, not a curated record.